AACAAUACAAAUACAAACAAAACAAAAAAAAAAAAGACAUUAAUACCGUAUUUGAAGGGGUCAAAGUAAUUUCAUAUGCAAAAGCACAAAAAUGGUCAAGGAGUUUGUUCUUUAAUUCUUCUAUCGUCAGUCCAAAUCAAGCACACGGCUACCACUUCUUCCAAAACAUGUUCAACCCUUUCACAUGCAUUAAAUUCAACUAUACAAGUAAAACCCAUUUAUUUAAUUCCUUUAACCAUAUUGCCAGUUCCUUACAAUCUUAACUACUAUAUAUAAGCCUCCCCCCAAGCCUUCCUUCUUACAAAAGCAACAACAUUUACAACAUACAUCUCUUAACCAAACGACAAGUAGUUAAUUCAGCUUUCCAUUAAUCAGACAGUUAUAGCCAUGCAAUACCGUUCGUCCCUUGUGAAGCUCGAACGCCAACUUUUCAACAAAUAUCGACAAACCCAGAUGACGAAUCGUGUCCUGCAACCUUGUGAUGUGUUCAUCAACCACAGGGGCACCGACACGAAGCGCACGGUGGCUACAUUGCUGUAUGACCAUCUGUCUCGGCUGAAUCUGAGCCCGUUCUUGGAUAACAAGAACAUGAAGCCGGGUGAUAAGUUGUUCGAGCAUAUUAAUGAAGCAAUAAGGCAGUGUAAGAUAGGGGUGGCGGUGUUCUCUCCUCGUUAUUGCGAGUCAUACUUCUGUCUCCAUGAACUUGCUCUAAUGAUGGAGACUAAGAAGAAGGUUAUCCCUAUCUUCUGUGACAUUAAGCCAUCGGAGAUUCGCAUUGUCGACAAGGGGCUAUGCUCUGAAGAAGAGAUUAAAAAGUUUAACUUGGCAAUUGAGGAAGCCAAGUACACCGUUGGGCUUACAUUCGAUUCCUUAAAAGGGAACUGGUCGGAAGUGGUAACAAAUGCAUCGGAAAUUGUCAUCGACAGCUUAAUUGAAAUUCAGAAUGAAAAGCAUAUCCGUCGCCGGAAGAUUCAAAUGCCCUCUCAGUUCAUACUUUCUCCUUCAUCGGCCAUGAAAAAUCGAAUAUGAAAGGCGAAUACGUAUAAAUGACAGCACCCUCACAAGCUUGCGGGUUUAUCUUAACACCGGUUGUUCCAUUAUUUUAUUCUGUUAAUAAAUUACGACAUCAAUUCGUCCAAUUUUAUAUUUAUAUUUGUUCC
This is a messenger RNA of Ricinus communis (castor bean), 1160 nucleotides long. Its product is annotated as TIR-only protein. The coding region runs from base 388 to 1029 and encodes 213 amino acids. Lineage: Eukaryota; Viridiplantae; Streptophyta; Magnoliopsida; Malpighiales; Euphorbiaceae. The record is from RefSeq and is a predicted model, not a curated record. The transcript is spliced from 2 exons. Gene Ontology annotation, biological process: signal transduction.